AUGGCCUAUGACCGCUAUGUGGCCAUCUGUAAACCACUACACUACAUGACCAUCAUGAGUCCUCGUGUGUGCUAUGUGCUGGUCGGAGGAGCCUGGGUUGGAGGGUCUCUGCACGCAACAAUACAGCUUCUCUUCAUGUACCAAGUACCUUUCUGUGGUCCUAAUAUAAUUGAUCACUUUAUGUGUGAUUUAUUUCCAUUAUUGAAAUUGGCCUGCAUGGAUACUUAUGUCCUGGGUCUCUUGGUCAUACUUAACAGUGGGGUGAUGUGUGUGGCCAUUUUUCUUAUCCUCAUUAUCUCCUACAUGUUCAUCCUCUGCUCCCUGAAGUCUGACAGCUCUGAAGGGCGACACAAAGCCUUCUCAACCUGUGGAUCACACCUCAUGGUGAUCAUGUUAUUCUUUGUGCCAUGUAUCUUCUUAUUCAUGAGACCUGUGGCUACUUACCCCAUAGACAAGGCAAUGGCUGUUUCCUUUAACAUUGUUUCACCCAUGUUAAAUCCUGUGGUCUACACCCUGAGGAAUGCAGAGGUGAAAAAUGCCAUGAAGAAACUUUGGAUGAAAAAAACAAAUACUAGUUGA
This is a messenger RNA of Chrysochloris asiatica (Cape golden mole), 579 nucleotides long. RefSeq names its product olfactory receptor 4C6-like. Gene Ontology annotation, cellular component: membrane. Gene Ontology annotation, molecular function: olfactory receptor activity. Gene Ontology annotation, biological process: G protein-coupled receptor signaling pathway. The transcript has a single exon. NCBI's taxonomy places the organism in Eukaryota, Metazoa, Chordata, Mammalia, Afrosoricida, Chrysochloridae. The record is from RefSeq and is a predicted model, not a curated record. Bases 1 to 579 code for a protein of 192 amino acids.